This is a messenger RNA of Punctularia strigosozonata HHB-11173 SS5, 262 nucleotides long. RefSeq lists its product as uncharacterized. The record is from RefSeq and is a predicted model, not a curated record. The transcript has a single exon. The coding region runs from base 10 to 192 and encodes 60 amino acids. Lineage: Eukaryota; Fungi; Basidiomycota; Agaricomycetes; Corticiales; Punctulariaceae.
GACCGCGACAUGUCUCGCAGGAAGUGCACGGGUGGUGGCGGGCUAUCUUCAGAGCCCUUUCUGGGCCCGACAGGGCAUUCAAGUCGUGUGAUGCUGGGUAGGUCACGGUCUCCAUUAGCGUGGAUUAGAAUAUGCGGUUUGUACGCAAGGAAGUCCAGAGAACGGAUAACACGCCAGACGGUAUAUUCGUGAAUAGUCGUACACGUAGUGCUGGAGGCUCGUGGUGAUCGUAUGAAGAACCCAAUCCGAAGAUAUGACCAGC